Molecule: messenger RNA, 2202 nt
Organism: Paramecium tetraurelia
Lineage: Eukaryota; Ciliophora; Oligohymenophorea; Peniculida; Parameciidae
Exons: 5
Biological process (GO): phosphatidylinositol biosynthetic process; positive regulation of kinase activity
Cellular component (GO): endosome membrane; PAS complex
Source: RefSeq, a predicted model, not a curated record
AUGGAUGACAAUGUUGUACCUUAACAAAUCAUCAAAUUGUUAUAAGAUAAAAGCUAGGAUAAGAAACAAUAAGGAUGCCAAUAAUUAAAAUCAUUAGUUGAAUCUUAUGCUUAAAGUGGAAAGGAAUUGCUAAUCAAAUAAAUAAUAGAGACUUUAAAAAUAAAACUUACCUCUUAAUCAUAAUUAUAAUAUAAAAGAUAAGGGAUGGUUGCAAUUUAAACUGUAGCUGAACUUCUAGUAAAAGAAUUUCCUCAAUUAGCCGAAAAAUGUGUUAAAGACCUAACUUAGCCUAUUUUAGAAUGCCUAAACGAUAAAGAGGAUAAGGCGAGAUAAUAUGCUGUUGAAUGUUUGCUUUAAUUAACAAAGAUUAUGAAAACUAUGAUCCUUCUAAAUUUUAAUGAAAUAUUCGAUUAUCAACUGGGAAGAUCAGCAGAAUAAGAAUCUUCAAUAGUUUAAGCCAUGUUCUUAUUGGAUUAAUUAUUAAAGUCUUAGGUGUAAACAGCAGUUCAAGAGAAAUUUUUAGAUCCGGGAAAACAAUAUUAUUUUAACUUAAACUCGUUUAUGAACUAGUUAUAAAACAAACUAAAGACUAGGGUAACAUACGUUCGAUAAUUCCUGCUUGGAUGGAUAAAAGUCUUAAACCAAUGUCAUAAUAAUGAUUUGUAUAUUUAUUUUCCCAUGAUACUGGAAGGCAUAUUCAUGAUGUUAGGAGAGUCAAAUAAGGAAGUUCGUAAUGGAGCUGACUUGCAAGCAAAUGAAUUCUUGAAAUAAGUAGAGAUCAAAGUAAAUCUAGAUUAAAGAGUUAACGAAUAAAUUAUAGAAAUUUUGCUUAAAAUUUGUUAAAUGAAAGGAAACCAAAAUAAUUAUGCCAAAUUAAAUUCUUUACUAUGGAUUUUUGAAUAUUUAAGAGUUUUUUAACAAGAAUUAGAGGAGGAAUAAAAAUGUAGGUUGGGAUUAUAACAUUCCCCAUCACAUGUUAAAUCAGAUGAAUAUUUGAGGAGCAAUACAUCUCCAAUUUCAAAAAAUUAAAUAUAAUAAUAUUUGGGAGGAUUUGAAUCGCCCUUACGAAAAACUAUAUUGAACAGUUUAAGCUAAAUUUUGGGUCCUAUCCUAAUAUUAUUAUCUCAUGAGGAGGAGGAAAUAAGGAAAGCAGCUUAGAAGACAAAUGAAUUGUUACUAAAGGUUAUGGAUAGAAUAAAAAAUUAAUCGGUAGAGUUUAUCAACAUUGUACCAACAAUAAAAGAGAUGUUAACUGAUAAAAAGAGCAAUACAGCUGAAUCAGCAUUAAUAUGGAUGAAACAUUUAUUAGAAAUGUAUUCUGAGUCUCUUUUUCCAACAAUAGAAGAUAUUUUAACAAAACUUAUUGACAAAUUGGCAGAUUCUGAAUCUGCUAUAGUAUAAAACAUUAUGGACGUAUUAGCAAAUAUAUCGAUGCACAGCCAAUAUUUUGAAAUGGUGAUCGACAAAAUUUUAAUUAUGCUUCAUAAAAAUCAAGAAUAAUCUGAAAAGAAAGGAGAUUAAAUAUUUAAGAAGCUAUGCUCACUUCUUAAUCCAUAGAAGGUUUAUUUCACAAUAACAGCGAAAUUAUUGGAAAUAUAUUCAGAAAAUGAUGUAAUUUUUAUCAGUAAUACUGUUCAAAUAUUAACCAACCUCUUAAUUUCUGAAAAAGAGCUACAAAAUCUACGAAAUAUUCUAAGGAAUUUAAAACAUGAAAAGGAUGACAAAAAAAAAUAACAGAAUUAAGAAAUCUUCGAAACGCUGUACAGGACAUUUUGCUAUAAUUCAAUGAGUGUGAUUACUCUAUGUUUAUUAUCUGAGGAAUAUGAGUUGGCUUAUAAAAUAAUUAUUAGUUUUUCAGAAGUGGAAGUUAAUGAAUGUAUUUUAUCAGAGAUAGCCUAAUUAAUUAAUGUUUUAGAAACGCCAGUAUUCAUUUUUUUAAGGUUACAAUUAUUAGAGUAUGAUUCUCAUCCAUUCUUAAUGAAAUGUUUGUUUGGCUUAAUGAUGCUAUUGCCAUAAGGAGUUGCUUUCAAUACCCUGAGGUAAAGACUUAAAAAUGUUUCAAAUACUUAAAUAUAAUCCUUGCAAUAGGACAAGAAAAUUGAAAUUGAAGAAUUUUUGGAUAUUUAGAGAUUGCUGUCAUUAUUUAGAGACAUUCGUUUCUAGUGCAUAAAUUAAGAAUCAAAAUAAAAAGAUUAACAUUGA